Suillus discolor is the source of this 825-nucleotide messenger RNA. RefSeq lists its product as uncharacterized. The transcript has 4 exons. The record is from RefSeq and is a predicted model, not a curated record. NCBI's taxonomy places the organism in Eukaryota, Fungi, Basidiomycota, Agaricomycetes, Boletales, Suillaceae. Bases 1 to 825 code for a protein of 274 amino acids.
AUGUCUGGACCGCUCCACCUGAAACUCAACUGUAUUGUCUUGGGUGAUAAUCCUCGCCAUAUUUUCCCGGUCGACAUUGAGCGGACGGAGAUUGUUGGUGACCUCAAAGAGGUCAUCAAAGACAAGAAAAGGCCAGAGUUUGACCAUAUUGCCACUGACCGUCUUGAGCUAUGGAAGGUCGACCUGCCCGUUGACGAGAUGAUUGAGCACAAUCUCAACAAUCUUACACUGGACCCAAUGAAAUCGCUAUCACCUGUGGAUGAAAUCAUUGAGAUUUUUCCCGAUGCUCCUCCGCGCGCAAUGUCUUCUGGACCGCUCCACCUGAAACUUAACUGCAUUGUCUUCGGCGAUGAUUCUCGCCAUAUUUUCCCAGUCGACGUUGAGCGGACGAAGACUGUCGGUGACCUCAAAAAUGUUAUCAAGGUCGCCAAGAAGCCAGAGUUUGACCAUGUUGCCGCCGACCGUCUUGAGCUAUGGAAGGUCAAGAUCAAUUUGAAUGAUAUAGACUUACGGAACGCGAUCAUAGACGGAGGCGUCGAGCUGCACCCGUUAACCGAGCUGUCUGAUGUGUUUGCGGAUGGAAUAGAGCGCGGAUGUAUUCAUAUCGUCGUAAAACAUCCUGCCGUUGCACGACACAUUCCAGCUGUUGAUCGGCGAAUCGUGUUACAGGGAUCUGUAACACCUACUAGAGCCCCAGCUCUCCCUACGCCUGUCCCCGCUCUGCUAGACUCCCCGCGCGGCGGUGCGCCGCCUGCGCCUAGAAAGACAGCGGUCUGGACCGCUAUGACCCCGCCCCCUGGCGCUAUGACCCCGCCCCUGGCCUAG